CACAGAGUGGUUGUCGAUACUUUUUGCGUUAGUACAUUGUGAUAAGUGAACAGGGUUUGGGAAAAUAUACUGAGAGAAAAUGUGUGCAAGUGACAAGACUGGCGCAGGACAUGAACCCACGACCAGCAACACUGACGUCCUUGAAGGAACCAAAAGUAUUCGUUUGGCAGUGAUUGGUAGUAAUGAGUGUUCCCAAAAAAUGAAAUUGUUCCAUCAACGUAAUAAAUUUUCAAGCUUCAGGCAAAGAACAGCGUAAGCUAAGGAGGUCUAAUUAAUAUUUAGGGUCUAAUUUUGAUAAUUCUAUUAUUCAAUAAACAUGAUAUUUUUGCUCACAGUUAAUUGUUUUCUAAUUAAUGUUUUGUAGCAUAUUUUUGGGCUUAUUGCAGAAAACCAGCAGUUAAUGUUGGGUAGAUUGCACGAGACCAUCAUUUUGAGCUCCCAAUAAAUUUGAACUGGUAUCCAUUUUUCCUUCGCCUCUCAAAUCGGUCAUAUUCCAAAGCGAAAACCUUAUUAUGGACGGAGGUUACCUCUGCUUUUGGAAAAUUUGUUUUAUCAGGUUCGUGGAAGCCAGGGGGCACCAGGUGUACGUGCCCCCAACUUGGAAGAGUGCCUCUUUUCUGAGACAGAAUACCUUUUUAAAGAACAAACCUCGAUAGAAGCUGAAAAUUUUCCUCUUCUGUUAACAAAACAAAACAGAUUUUAUCAGCUGAUCAAAUGUGCUAAUAGAAAUACCAUGAAAAACUGAUAGAAAUCAACAUGUGAAUUGAGAUUGUUCCCGUUUCUACCUAUGCCACUACAGAUUUCAAAUCUUCCAGACGUACCUGUGGGGGAUUCUACAGCGCGCAUAGCAACCAUUUAGUUAUGUUAUAUUCUUAGAUAUAUUGCUUUUUAAAGACAACAGGAUUUUCUCUAUUAAUCAUAUAUUGCUUUAUUCACUUGAGGACUCGAAGUAGCUUAAUUUGUUUUGUUAUGAUAUUAUAUUUACGUACUUGUCUCCUGUUAAUGUGUAUGUGAACAAAGUAAAGGAAACUGAUAUUCGUGAUUGUAUUUAAAACCUACGUAAGACCUUUGUAUCGGUAUAAGCAAAUAUAGGUUCCCUGAUUUGACAUGUUAAUUAGCUGAGUAAUGUAAAUUGAGUUCAUAAAAGUACAGUAGGGCAGGGUUAGCGUAAAAUGUGUUAAGGAAAGACGUGUAUAAAAAUUGAGAAAUGAUGAGACAAGGCGUACGUUUGAGUUUUCUUUGAAGAGAUUUCUUGGUUCGUGGAGAAGUAUACAUGUUUCGAGCCAGCUUAAUUGAGAUAGAUUGCGAUCUAUAACAGUACCUAAUGUUUUUGCAUUUCCUAGGAGUUUUGUACCAAUACCUCUUUCGGGGAAACAAUACGUCAGUCACCAUAUUUAAAUGCUUCAAAAUGUGAAGUCAAGAUUUUCAGUGAAAGCAAAGUUAACGUGAGUAAAUACGAAAGGGUAUAAUGGCUGCGUCACUCGAACAACAACGGGUUCGUACGUGAAUCAGUCCCAUACUAACCUGCUUCUUAAUCAGCAACCUUAUUAAUUUAUAAUUAUCACCAAGAACUGCCCCAUAGGCCUCGCUGUAUACGUAUUAACGACAACAAAUACGAAUGUUUUUAUACAACAAGCACAAUGUCAGUGGAUUCUCUUGACUGUGGUGUUAGCAAGAUGACGAGUGAGGAUGUUGAUGUCUUCUUCUCAUCAGAGGAUGAGUUUGAUAGCGAUUAUGAAAUAGAUAGUGUGAACAAAUUCAGCUUUUCCUCACGGUACAGUGGCAAACCAGGGUCAAUUUGCAGUCGACAUUCGCGUUACGACCCUACCGGGAGAGACACAUACACCGAAGCCUGCCACCUUUUAAAGGUAACACCAGCACAACAGUUCAUUAGGUGUAUGACUCACCCUGAAGUUGAUCUAAGUCAUCGCGGGCUGGGACCGACAGGAGUCCGCGCAGCUGCUAUCGCUCUCUUGAAGAAUACCUGUGUUUCGAAGCUGAAUCUGAAGGACAACGGCAUGGGAGAAGAGGGUAUGAGAUGUAUUUGUGUCGUUUUCGAGCAAAAUUAUUUCAUUACUGACCUGGAUGUUGCGGACAACGGCUGCAAAGGCAAAGGUGCAGAAUACAUUGCAAAAAUGCUUGCUUUCUGCAACACUCUCAAAAGGCUUGAUGUGUCAGGUAAUGAUAUAGGGAAUCGUGGAGUUGAACUAAUUGCAGAUGCACUUAGCAUCAACUAUACAUUGGAGAGUUUCUCUCUUUCGAAUAACAGCAUGUCCGAGGUAGGUGCCAACGCUUUAAGCAAAGCACUUGAUGGAAAUAUUUCGCUCAGAGAGCUAAACCUGUCAUGGAAUAACCUGAGAUCUAAAGGUGCAAGAGCCAUAGCAAAAGCGUUAACCGGCAACUCGUCACUGCAAAUUCUGGAUUUGUCUUGGGGUGGAAUAGGAGACGAUGGCGUGAAACCAAUACUGACUGCUCUCAAAGAUAACACAAGCCUUACUUCUCUGAACUUAGCAAGUAACAGGAUCGGGGAUGCAGGUGCUAGACUUUUGAUAGACGCAAUUCCAGAAAACGAGACGUUAGAAACACUGGACAUAACCAUGAACCUUAUAACUAAACACUUGCUAAUGGAAAUUGUGAAGGCACGAAUGGACUCUCCAACAAGCAAACUGAAAAUCAUAAUUUGCAGAGACAAAACAUUCGCCAAUGAUAAAGAAAUAGCAGAUUAUCUGUGCAACAUGGCUCCAGCUGAUGUCGACUUUAAGCUUGAACUUGACCAUAUUAAAAUAAAGGAUGACCCGAAUGUUAUUGAAUGGCAGGAGAAACACAAGGAGGACCUCUGCGAAAGAUUUCUUGCUUUCAUCCGUGGGCGACGAAUCAGAAUGAUGGAUUUGUUUCAGAAGUUCGGGGCAAGCGGUGAUUUGGUGUUGAGCGUAAACAAGUUUUGCCAAGGCUUAAAGAAAUUGAGGAAGGAAAUGAGAAUUAGUGAUUGGGAGAUUCGUGACCUGGCGGACUAUCUUCGAGGGAAAGAUGGACAAAUUCACUGCAGCUAUUUAACCUCUCUUUGAUUGGUUUAGUUCAUCGUCUCUGGUAAUCGUACAAAUUCUUGGUUUUUGUAUUGAAAAUUUGUCAAUCUUACUACCGUGUUUCCUCUAAUAAACGCCGCCCUCUGAUAAACGCCGUCCUUUAUUGAACGCCGCACCUUCAGCCAACCAUUUGGAAAAAACGCCGCGCUCUGAUAAACGCUGCU
This is a messenger RNA of Rhopilema esculentum, 3247 nucleotides long. RefSeq lists its product as uncharacterized. The record is from RefSeq and is a predicted model, not a curated record. Gene Ontology annotation, molecular function: protein binding. NCBI's taxonomy places the organism in Eukaryota, Metazoa, Cnidaria, Scyphozoa, Rhizostomeae, Rhizostomatidae.